AUGCUUGGACUCGACGACGUGGUCCCGGACGUUGCCGCAAGGCUCGCCGAACUGACCGAAAUGGGGCGCAUCGAGACCGAUUCGCAGGCACGCCACGUCAUCUACCGUGAAAUGUCUGAGCUUAUGGUCGACAACUGCGGUGAGAUGACGGUGCUCCAGGUACGCGACUCAGUCGCGCAUCGGACGAACAUCGGCAACAUCGUUCCGGCCGCCCACGCCUUCACGCCCGAAUUCCGCUACAUGACCAAGAAAUAG
Messenger RNA from Geodia barretti, 255 nucleotides. Lineage: Eukaryota; Metazoa; Porifera; Demospongiae; Tetractinellida; Geodiidae. The record is from the annotation of a GenBank genome assembly.